Molecule: messenger RNA, 1987 nt
Organism: Ictalurus punctatus (channel catfish)
Lineage: Eukaryota; Metazoa; Chordata; Actinopteri; Siluriformes; Ictaluridae
Exons: 6
Coding region: 1055-1480 (141 amino acids)
Source: RefSeq, a predicted model, not a curated record
CAUCUGUGACCAGCGCCACAUCAGUUUCUAGCGGUGAUGACACCAUGUGAGUGCAAACACACACUUAUUCUUUCUUGUAGAACAUGUUGAACACAUUUAGGUUAUGAUGUUGUUCUCUGCAGUUUUACAGAUAUUUAAAUUGAUUCUCUUAUUCAAAGAUGAACAUGUGCUUAGUGUGCAAAAUAAACACUGCGGUAUUUAAGCAGUAAAUGAACAUGUGACCAUUACAUGAGAUACUUUAUUGCUAGUAGAAAAUUUGUCAUGUUACAAGGGCUUAUGUAAAUACAUGAAAUUAAUGAGUACCAUAUCUAUAGGAAAGAGAAAUAUAGUACUGAUGUCAUAUUGUAUUUAUAUGUACUCUGUUUACAGUAUUUAAGUACUUAAUUAUAGUAUAAAAAGUAACAUUACAGUGCACCAUGUAUUCCAUUACUGUAACGAGAGUAGUUUGAGACUUCCCACCUCUUCCUUAGCUAGAGGAUGUAAACUGGAAACUGACCAAAUUAGGAGAAAAAAAUGACCAUGAAUCUUUCUUGGUCACAAAUAUAUUACAAUACAGUGAAUUUCUUUUCUUACCCCAGCUUGCCAGGAAGUUGGGGUCAGAGUUCAGGGUCAGCCAUGAUAGGUUGGGCACCUCUGGAACAGAGAGGGUAAUCUCAAGGGCAGUGAUAGCGCCAGUUUGGCAGUGCGGCUUAAACCUCUGAUCUUCUGAUUAAUAAUCCAGAGCCUUGCCCCCUAAGCCACAGCCUUCUGAGCAGUAGCCCAGAGCCUUAACCACUAUGCCACCACUGCUUCUAUCUAUCUCUCUAUCUGAAAUUGCUAUACUUCAUUAUAAUAAUGUGCAUUGUGCAGUAUAGUGAUGCUAGCAGGUAUCACUACUGCCUCACAGCUUUACGGACCCUGGUUUGAACCUGAGGCAUGCCUACAGUCUGUUCACGUUCUCCCACCUCUCAAAAACAUGCCAGUAGGAUGAUUUGGCUACUGGCGAGGAAUGAUUGAUUAAAUGAAUUAAUGAAUAUUCUGCACUGCCAUUGAUUCAGCCAGUCUGUACUAACAAAUGUGUGUCUAUAGUGAGCAUGAGACCCUGAUCUACUGGUACCUGGUGGCCGUUAAUUUGCUAAUAGUCAUACUGGUCAUCAUCGUCUGCGUGCUAAGAAGGAAGUACACAGAGAAUCAAGUCACGACCAGAGACAGGAGCAAUGACACCACAGUUCACACAGCUGAGAGUGAGGGAUCAUACAGCUCAAUUGCUUUCAAGUCAAGAAAGAAGAAAUCAGAACAAAGGAACCUGGAGCAGCGCACUUUUACAGCUGAAGACUCUGUUACAUACAGCUCUGUGGCUGUUUCAAAGCCAAAGUCUUCAGCAUCAACAGAUAAUGAGCAGGACGUGAACUACAGCUUUAUAAAAAUCGUAUCCAAGAAUAAAACUAAGUCUCCAAAAGAUGUUGGUGAUGAGACAAUCUACAGCAGCAUGGUUUGCUAGUAAGAGAUGUGUGAUUAAAAAAAAAAAAAUCUCUGUGUCUCUCACUCUCUACACACACACACACACACACACACACACACACACACACACACACACACACACACACACACACACACACACACAGUGCUGUGAAAAUGUAUUUGCCCCAUCCUGAUUUCUUCUAUUUUUGUGUAUCUUAUACUAAACUGUUUCAGAAAUGUUUUGUUUGAAAUGUAUUGAGUACCAUAUCUAUAGGGAAGAAAAAUGUAAUUCUGAUAUCAUUUAACUCUUCAUAAUAAUGUGCACCAGCGGUGGGAAGUAACGUACUACAUGUACUACGGUUACAGUACUUAAGUACAUGAUUCACUGUAAUGACACUUUUUUUAUUCUAAUUAAAUGAAAGUACUUAAUGAUACUGUGAAGUACAUUUACUUGAGGUUUUUUAUCUUCUUUAUUUUUGCACAAAUAAAACGUACAAAAUAUAAAAUGUAAAAGUUCUAUUUCAAAGCCCAAUCAAAAUAAAUCCAU